This is a messenger RNA of Aplosporella prunicola CBS 121167, 864 nucleotides long. RefSeq lists its product as uncharacterized. The transcript has 3 exons. The record is from RefSeq and is a predicted model, not a curated record. NCBI's taxonomy places the organism in Eukaryota, Fungi, Ascomycota, Dothideomycetes, Botryosphaeriales, Aplosporellaceae. The coding region runs from base 1 to 864 and encodes 287 amino acids.
AUGGCCGCACUCGCAGCUGUCUACAACGGACAAACCAGCGGUGACUGGAGUAUCAAUCUAUUCUACAACAACAGUAUCGGCCAACUCGCAUUCUUGCUCAAAUCUGGCACCGAGGUGGCAGACCCUGGUUUUUCCGCCUGGGAUUCUGGCGACAAUGACUACCAAGGCUACAUCCUGAACCCGUCCACAAUGGCCGCAGGCACCUUCUCCGGCGUAAACUUCAUCGUUGCCGUGACUAAGCCAUCCAGUAAAAGUGAAACUCAGACCGCCAACCAAAUUUCCAUAGUCUCACCUGUUUACCAGAAGCUGGAUACCACUUCGCUAGGAAACAACACCGUCACCGUAUGCACUGGUGGGACAGAAUGCUGGGUGUACUAUCUGCACAAUGCUUCAAACAGCACAGUCUCCUUGAAGCAGUACGAACUUGUUACCGGCGAUAUCAGUACAGUUCUCGAGGAUGGAGUCAUGAGUGCCAAUUCGCAGCUGGCUUCUUGGUGGGUGUCAGACACUGAGCGCUAUGUCAUCUUCCAAGACAAGGAAACUCUGCUCCUGAAGGAGUUUAAUGUUGCUACCGGGAAGAGCGUCGAUAUCGAAGCAACAAAAGAUGCCAAGGAGGGAACAACUCUAGCCGUCUCGUUUGUAAAUAGAGUAUUCCUCUACUACACUGACAAACAAUCCAAUCUCCGACGAGUCCUCAAGGAGAACGACUCCUGGGGCGAGUCCAAAGACAUAGCGGAUAUCCCUAAGGUUGGCUCGAGCCAAAUCACUGCUGUGGCAGCCAAUAAUUACAAUCACUUGUUCUACAUGGCGCAGCAAAACACCAAGGACGAAUUCACCCACGUCAAGGAUUUGCUUUACGGUUGA